This is a messenger RNA of Adineta ricciae, 698 nucleotides long. The record is from the annotation of a GenBank genome assembly. Lineage: Eukaryota; Metazoa; Rotifera; Eurotatoria; Adinetida; Adinetidae.
AUGAUCGUCUUUCUUUGUCUUCAAAUUCUUCUUUCAAUCAUUCAAGUACUAUCUUAUCCUCGAUAUAAUUCGUUAAUAUCUGCACAAUGUAAAGCGCGAUGUCUAUAUGAAUAUCGAACUUACCAUCAACAGCAACGUUCGUUACCUUCAACGUUCAUCGAUGGGAAAACGAAACGAUUAUUGACAACCAAUGUUUUAACAUUACCAUGGAGAUCUAUUUGGGAGCGCUGUCCACGCCUCAUCACAUGUAGUUCGUGUUUGAUCCCAUGUGAUUUGGAACCGGCACUUCUUUUAGCCAAUGACCAAAGUUGUCAAGCAAUCUGUUCGACAUUGAAAAGUUUGGAAUGCGAACGAAGUUGUUUAUUUAUACAAAAACUUUAUCAACAACAGUCGAAUUGUUUGACAGGUAAUUGUCAAUUCUGUUCAUCAUCAGACGAUUGUACGGACAAAAUUCCUCAACUAUAUAAUGUCACUGCAAUUGAACGAAAAAGUCGACGUACCGUAAAGUUAAAAUGGAAAUCAAUGGGAGAGAAAAAUCUCGAGCCCGUGUUUUAUGUGAUCGAGGCACAGUGGAUGCUACCGAAUAUCGAUUUAAAUCAAUAUGAGCUCGUUUCAAAAUGGGGUUUUGUUAAAGAAGAAGUUUCUCAUACGAAGGCCAUCAUUCGAAAUAUUCAACGUGAUAAUCGAUGGUAUCGAUU